GAUGUUAUCUGCUGGCAGCAGAAGGUUCGCUCCGAGCGGAGCUCCAGAAGCUCCUGACAAGAGAAAGACAGAUUGAGAUAGAGAUAGAAAGAGAAAGAGAGAAAGAGACAGCAGAGCGAGAGCGCAAGUGAAAGAGGCAGGGGAGGGGGAUGGAGAAUAUUAGCCUGACGGUCUAGGGAGUCAUCCAGGAACAAACUGAGGGGCUGCCCGGCUGCAGACAGGAGGAGACAGAGAGGAUCUAUUUUAGGGUGGCAAGUGCCUACCUACCCUAAGCGAGCAAUUCCACGUUGGGGAGAAGCCAGCAGAGGUUGGGAAAGGGUGGGAGUCCAAGGGAGCCCCUGCGCAACCCCCUCAGGAAUAAAACUCCCCAGCCAGGGUGUCGCAAGGGCUGCCGUUGUGAUCCGCAGGGGGUGAACGCAACCGCGACGGCUGAUCGUCUGUGGCUGGGUUGGCGUUUGGAGCAAGAGAAGGAGGAGCAGGAGAAGGAGGGAGCUGGAGGCUGGAAGCGUUUGCAAGCGGCGGCGGCAGCAACGUGGAGUAACCAAGCGGGUCAGCGCGCGCCCGCCAGGGUGUAGGCCACGGAGCGCAGCUCCCAGAGCAGGAUCCGCGCCGCCUCAGCAGCCUCUGCGGCCCCUGCGGCACCCGACCGAGUACCGAGCGCCCUGCGAAGCGCACCCUCCUCCCCGCGGUGCGCUGGGCUCGCCCCCAGCGCGCGCACACGCACACACACACACACACACACACACGCACGCACACACGUGUGCGCUUCUCUGCUCCGGAGCUGCUGCUGCUCCUGCUCUCAGCGCCGCAGUGGAAGGCAGGACCGAACCGCUCCUUCUUUAAAUAUAUAAAUUUCAGCCCAGGUCAGCCUCGGCGGCCCCCCUCACCGCGCUCCCGGCGCCCCUCCCGUCAGUUCGCCAGCUGCCAGCCCCGGGACCUUUUCAUCUCUUCCCUUUUGGCCGGAGGAGCCGAGUUCAGAUCCGCCACUCCGCACCCGAGACUGACACACUGAACUCCACUUCCUCCUCUUAAAUUUAUUUCUACUUAAUAGCCACUCGUCUCUUUUUUUCCCCAUCUCAUUGCUCCAAGAAUUUUUUUCUUCUUACUCGCCAAAGUCAGGGUUCCCUCUGCCCGUCCCGUAUUAAUAUUUCCACUUUUGGAACUACUGGCCUUUUCUUUUUAAAGGAAUUCAAGCAGGAUACGUUUUUCUGUUGGGCAUUGACUAGAUUGUUUGCAAAAGUUUCGCAUCAAAAACAACAACAACAAAAAACCAAACAACUCUCCUUGAUCUAUACUUUGAGAAUUGUUGAUUUCUUUUUUUUAUUCUGACUUUUAAAAACAACUUUUUUUUCCACUUUUUUAAAAAAUGCACUACUGUGUGCUGAGCGCUUUUCUGAUCCUGCAUCUGGUCACGGUCGCGCUCAGCCUGUCUACCUGCAGCACACUCGAUAUGGACCAGUUCAUGCGCAAGAGGAUCGAGGCGAUCCGCGGGCAGAUCCUGAGCAAGCUGAAGCUCACCAGUCCCCCAGAAGACUAUCCUGAGCCCGAGGAAGUCCCCCCGGAGGUGAUUUCCAUCUACAACAGCACCAGGGACUUGCUCCAGGAGAAGGCGAGCCGGAGGGCGGCCGCCUGCGAGCGCGAGAGGAGCGACGAAGAGUACUACGCCAAGGAGGUUUACAAAAUAGACAUGCCGCCCUUCUUCCCCUCCGAAACUGUCUGCCCAGUUGUUACAACACCCUCUGGCUCAGUGGGCAGCUUGUGCUCCAGACAGUCCCAGGUGCUCUGUGGGUACCUUGAUGCCAUCCCGCCCACUUUCUACAGACCCUACUUCAGAAUUGUUCGAUUUGACGUCUCAGCAAUGGAGAAGAAUGCUUCCAAUUUGGUGAAAGCAGAGUUCAGAGUCUUUCGUUUGCAGAACCCAAAAGCCAGAGUGCCUGAACAACGGAUUGAGCUAUAUCAGAUUCUCAAGUCCAAAGAUUUAACAUCUCCAACCCAGCGCUACAUCGACAGCAAAGUUGUGAAAACAAGAGCAGAAGGCGAAUGGCUCUCCUUCGAUGUAACUGAUGCUGUUCAUGAAUGGCUUCACCAUAAAGACAGGAACCUGGGAUUUAAAAUAAGCUUACACUGUCCCUGCUGCACUUUUGUACCAUCUAAUAAUUACAUCAUCCCAAAUAAAAGUGAAGAACUAGAAGCAAGAUUUGCAGGUAUUGAUGGCACCUCCACAUAUACCAGUGGUGAUCAGAAAACUAUAAAGUCCACUAGGAAAAAAAACAGUGGGAAGACCCCACAUCUCCUGCUAAUGUUAUUGCCCUCCUACAGACUUGAGUCACAACAGACCAACCGGCGGAAGAAGCGUGCUUUGGAUGCGGCCUAUUGCUUUAGAAAUGUGCAGGAUAAUUGCUGCCUACGUCCACUUUACAUUGAUUUCAAGAGGGAUCUAGGGUGGAAAUGGAUACACGAACCCAAAGGGUACAAUGCCAACUUCUGUGCUGGAGCAUGCCCGUAUUUAUGGAGUUCAGACACUCAGCACAGCAGGGUCCUGAGCUUAUAUAAUACCAUAAAUCCAGAAGCAUCUGCUUCUCCUUGCUGCGUGUCCCAAGAUUUAGAACCUCUAACCAUUCUCUACUACAUUGGCAAAACACCCAAGAUUGAACAGCUUUCUAAUAUGAUUGUAAAGUCUUGCAAAUGCAGCUAAAAUUCUUGGAAAAGUGGCAAGACCAAAAUGACAAUGAUGAUGAUAAUGAUGAUGACGACGACAACGAUGAUGCUUGUAACAAGAAAACAUAAGAGAGCCUUGGUUCAUCAGUGUUAAAAAAUUUUUGAAAAGGCGGUACUAGUUCAGACACUUUGGAAGUUUGUGUUCUGUUUGUUAAAACUGGCAUCUGACACAAAAAAAGUUGAAGGCCUUAUUCUACAUUUCACCUACUUUGUAAGUGAGAGAGACAAGAAGCAAAUUUUUUUUAAAGAAAAAAAUAAACACUGGAAGAAUUUAUUAGUGUUAAUUAUGUGAACAACGACAACAACAACAACAACAACAAACAGGAAAAUCCCAUUAAGUGGAGUUGCUGUACGUACCGUUCCUAUCCCGCGCCUCACUUGAUUUUUCUGUAUUGCUAUGCAAUAGGCACCCUUCCCAUUCUUACUCUUAGAGUUAACAGUGAGUUAUUUAUUGUGUGUUACUAUAUAAUGAACGUUUCAUUGCCCUUGGAAAAUAAAACAGGUGUAUAAAGUGGAGACCAAAUACUUUGCCAGAAACUCAUGGAUGGCUUAAGGAACUUGAACUCAAACGAGCCAGAAAAAAAGAGGUCAUAUUAAUGGGAUGAAAACCCAAGUGAGUUAUUAUAUGACCGAGAAAGUCUGCAUUAAGAUAAAGACCCUGAAAACACAUGUUAUGUAUCAGCUGCCUAAGGAAGCUUCUUGUAAGGUCCAAAAACUAAAAAGACUGUUAAUAAAAGAAACUUUCAGUCAGAAUAAGUCUGUAAGUUUUUUUUUUUCUUUUUAAUUGUAAAUGGUUCUUUGUCAGUUUAGUAAACCAGUGAAAUGUUGAAAUGUUUUGACAUGUACUGGUCAAACUUCAGACCUUAAAAUAUUGCUGUAUAGCUAUGCUAUAGGUUUUUUCCUUUGUUUUGGUAUAUGUAACCAUACCUAUAUUAUUAAAAUAGAUGGAUAUAGAAGCCAGCAUAAUUGAAAACACAUCUGCAGAUCUCUUUUGCAAACUAUUAAAUCAAAACAUUAACUACUUUAUGUGUAAUGUGUAAAUUUUUACCAUAUUUUUUAUAUUCUGUAAUAAUGUCAACUAUGAUUUAGAUUGACUUAAAUUUGGGCUCUUUUUAAUGAUCACUCACAAAUGUAUGUUUCUUUUAGCUGGCCAGUACUUUUGAGUAAAGCCCCUAUAGUUUGACUUGCACUACAAAUGCAUUUUUUUUUUAAUAACAUUUGCCCUACUUGUGCUUUGUGUUUCUUUCAUUAUUAUGACAUAAGCUACCUGGGUCCACUUGUCUUUUCUUUUUUUUGUUUCACAGAAAAGAUGGGUUCGAGUUCAGUGGUCUUCAUCUUCCAAGCAUCAUUACUAACCAAGUCAGACGUUAACAAAUUUUUAUGUUAGGAAAAGGAGGAAUGUUAUAGAUACAUAGAAAAUUGAAGUAAAAUGUUUUCAUUUUAGCAAGGAUUUAGGGUUCUAACUAAAACUCAGAAUCUUUAUUGAGUUAAGAAAAGUUUCUCUACCUUGGUUUAAUCAAUAUUUUUGUAAAAUCCUAUUGUUAUUACAAAGAGGACACUUCAUAGGAAACAUCUUUUUCUUUAGUCAGGUUUUUAAUAUUCAGGGGGAAAUUGAAAGAUAUAUAUUUUAGUCGAUUUUUCAAAAGGGGAAAAAAGUCCAGGUCAGCAUAAGUCAUUUUGUGUAUUUCACUGAAGUUAUAAGGUUUUUAUAAAUGUUCUUUGAAGGGGAAAAGGCACAAGCCAAUUUUUCCUAUGAUCAAAAAAUUCUUUCUUUCCUCUGAGUGAGAGUUAUCUAUAUCUGAGGCUAAAGUUUACCUUGCUUUAAUAAAUAAUUUGCCACAUCAUUGCAGAAGAGGUAUCCUCAUGCUGGGGUUAAUAGAAUAUGUCAGUUUAUCACUUGUCGCUUAUUUAGCUUUAAAAUAAAAAUUAAUAGGCAAAGCAAUGGAAUAUUUGCAGUUUCACCUAAAGAGCAGCAUAAGGAGGCGGGAAUCCAAAGUGAAGUUGUUUGAUAUGGUCUACUUCUUUUUUGGAAUUUCCUGACCAUUAAUUAAAGAAUUGGAUUUGCAAGUUUGAAAACUGGAAAAGCAAGAGAUGGGAUGCCAUAAUAGUAAACAGCCCUUGUGUUGGAUGUAACCCAAUCCCAGAUUUGAGUGUGUGUUGAUUAUUUUUUUGUCUUCCACUUUUCUAUUAUGUGUAAAUCACUUUUAUUUCUGCAGACAUUUUCCUCUCAGAUAGGAUGACAUUUUGUUUUGUAUUAUUUUGUCUUUCCUCAUGAAUGCACUGAUAAUAUUUUAAAUGCUCUAUUUUAAGAUCUCUUGAAUCUGUUUUUUUUUUUUUUAAUUUGGGGGUUCUGUAAGGUCUUUAUUUCCCAUAAGUAAAUAUUGCCAUGGGAGGGGGGUGGAGGUGGCAAGGAAGGGGUGAAGUGCUAGUAUGCAAGUGGGCAGCAAUUAUUUUUGUGUUAAUCAGCAGUACAAUUUGAUCGUUGGCAUGGUUAAAAAAUGGAAUAUAAGAUUAGCUGUUUUGUAUUUUGAUGACCAAUUACGCUGUAUUUUAACACGAUGUAUGUCUGUUUUUGUGGUGCUCUAGUGGUAAAUAAAUUAUUUCGAUGAUAUGUGGAUGUCUUUUUCCUAUCAGUACCAUCAUCGAGUCUAGAAAACACCUGUGAUGCAAUAAGACUAUCUCAAGCUGGAAAAGUCAUACCACCUUUCCGAUUGCCCUCUGUGCUUUCUCCCUUAAGGACAGUCACUUCAGAAGUCAUGCUUUAAAGCACAAGAGUCAGGCCAUAUCCAUCAAGGAUAGAAGAAAUCCCUGUGCCGUCUUUUUAUUCCCUUAUUUAUUGCUAUUUGGUAAUUGUUUGAGAUUUAGUUUCCAUCCAGCUUGACUGCCGACCAGAAAAAAUGCAGAGAGAUGUUUGCACCAUGCUUUGGCUUUCUGGUUCUAUGUUCUGCCAACGCCAGGGCCAAAAGAACUGGUCUAGACAGUAUCCCCUGUAGCCCCAUAACUUGGAUAGUUGCUGAGCCAGCCAGAUAUAACAAGAGCCACGUGCUUUCUGGGGUUGGUUGUUUGGGAUCAGCUACUUGCCUGUCAGUUUCACUGGUACCACUGCACCACAAACAAAAAAACCCACCCUAUUUCCUCCAAUUUUUUUGGCUGCUACCUACAAGACCAGACUCCUCAAACGAGUUGCCAAUCUCUUAAUAAAUAGGAUUAAUAAAAAAAGUAAUUGUGACUCAA
Molecule: messenger RNA, 5952 nt
Organism: Homo sapiens (human)
Lineage: Eukaryota; Metazoa; Chordata; Mammalia; Primates; Hominidae
Gene: TGFB2
Product: transforming growth factor beta 2
Exons: 8
Coding region: 1367-2695 (442 amino acids)
Biological process (GO): negative regulation of Ras protein signal transduction; neural retina development; face morphogenesis
Cellular component (GO): extracellular region; axon; endosome
Molecular function (GO): growth factor activity; transforming growth factor beta receptor binding; type II transforming growth factor beta receptor binding
Source: RefSeq, marked reviewed